Molecule: messenger RNA, 1274 nt
Organism: Notolabrus celidotus (New Zealand spotty)
Lineage: Eukaryota; Metazoa; Chordata; Actinopteri; Labriformes; Labridae
Product: 3-keto-steroid reductase-like
Exons: 9
Coding region: 154-1170 (338 amino acids)
Biological process (GO): cholesterol biosynthetic process
Cellular component (GO): endoplasmic reticulum membrane
Molecular function (GO): 5-alpha-androstane-3-beta,17-beta-diol dehydrogenase (NADP+) activity; 3-beta-hydroxysteroid 3-dehydrogenase (NADP+) activity; estradiol 17-beta-dehydrogenase [NAD(P)+] activity
Source: RefSeq, a predicted model, not a curated record
CCAAUCACACCACAUCUCAGCUGAGCGCAUAGGCUGAUGUUUCUCAACGGAAUGAGACCAUGGGUUGCACAUUUCCAAAGGGAACUCAUAUCUGGAUUCAGACUCUGUACUGGUCCUGCUUUCACCUACAGCCACUGCUAGCUUCGGUCAGACAUGGAGCGAGUUGUAAUGGUAACCGGUGCUAACAGUGGUAUCGGCCUGGCCCUGUGUGAGAGGCUGCUGACUGAGGACGGCACACUUCGCCUGUGUCUGGCCUGCAGAAACAUGCAGCGGGCUGAGGCUGCUCGCUCCACUCUCCUGACUUCUCACCCCGAUGCCCUUGUGGACCUGCUCCACCUAGAUGUGGGCUCUGUGCAGUCAGUACUGACCGCUGCACAGGAGGCCAAGACCAGGUACAGCAAAGUAGACUUCCUGUAUCUCAAUGCAGGAAUUAUGCCCAAUCCACAGGUGGACGUCAACGCUUUUUUCAAGGGUCUGUUCUCCAGGAAUGUGGUCAACAUGUUUGCAACAGGAGAGGGACUCUUGACUCAACAGGACCAGAUCAACUCAGAUGGUCUCCAGGAGGUUUUUGCCACCAACUUGUUUGGACACUUUAUCCUGAUCAGGGAGUUGGAGCCUCUGCUGUGUCAGGCGGGUCACUCGUCCAGGGUGGUGUGGACCUCCUCGAGCAAUGCACGCCGCUCUGCCUUCAGCAUGGAGGACAUGCAGCACAGAAAUGGGACAGAGCCCUACAGCUCCUCCAAGUAUGCAUCAGACAUGCUCAGUGUGGCCCUGAACAGACACAAAAACAGUCAGGGCCUGUUCUCCUCUGUAAUCUGUCCAGGACUAGUGAUGACUAAUCUGACCUACGGUAUCCUCCCCUCCUUCUUCUGGACUCUCAUCAUGCCCAUCAUGUGGCUGGUUCGGAUCUUCACCAACACAUUCACCCUGACACCUCACAACGGGGCAGAGGCUUUGAACUGGUUGUUCCUUCAAAGUCCAGAGUGUCUUGAUCCCAGAGCAAAGUAUCACAGUUUGACCUCAGGACUCGGCACAAACUACACUCAGCCGCGACGGAUGGACAUAGAUGAAGAGAUGUCUGAGGUCCUCUAUUUAAAGCUUAUUGAACUUGAGAAAGACGUCAAAGGGAAACUAAGUGAAAGAAAUGCUGACUUGGAAGCUUCUGGAUAGUUCCUCCAUGAGGAACAGAAGUAGUGAUGCUUUUAAUAAAAGAUUGUAUUAAUGGACCAAAUGCAAUACGUGAUAAAGAACAAUAAAAGCUUUUUAUAACCUAA